Messenger RNA from Eimeria necatrix, 1980 nucleotides. RefSeq lists its product as hypothetical. The transcript has a single exon. NCBI's taxonomy places the organism in Eukaryota, Apicomplexa, Conoidasida, Eucoccidiorida, Eimeriidae. The coding region runs from base 1 to 1980 and encodes 659 amino acids. The record is from RefSeq and is a predicted model, not a curated record.
AUGGCUUCCUGCUGCCACUCCUUCUGCCCCGCAGCAGCAAAACUUGACCACUGCCCCGGGGGCCCCCCUUGCUUCCCGGGGGGCCCCGGGGAGAAGCUGCUGCAGCGCAGCAGCAGCUGCAGCAAGGAGGGGCUCUGGGCCGAGGCCUACAGCUUGGGAGAACCUGAGGGGCUUCCGGAGGCGGAGCUGCGUGCUGCAGCAGCAGCAGCAGCUGCUGCUGCUGCUUGCGGGUGCUGCGCAUGCGCGUGCGCGGGCGCGAAGGAUUACCGCAGCAGCAGCUGCUGCGGCAGCUGCUGCAGCGGCUGCUGCAGCGGCUGCUGCAGCGGCUGCUGCAGCGGCUGCUGCAGCGGCAGCUGCAGCAGCAGCCGCAGCCAGAGCCAGCUCCCAGCGGACCGGACGCAGCUGCUGCAGCACUGCCCGCACCACCAGCCGCUGGCCGCGCAGCAGCAGCAGCAGCAGCAGGAGGUGCAGGCGCAGGCGUCCGCAGCUGCUGCAGCCUCGCUGCUGCAGCAGCAGCAGCAGCAGCAGCAGCAGCAGCAGGGCGAGCCUGUGGAGUACGAGUUUUAUGUGUGGGACGCAGCAGCUCAAGAAUAUGUGCAAACUGACCAGCAAACUGGAGAACAAAUGCUGCGCGAUCCGAAGUACUUCCAGUACCACUACCGGCUGGUGGAGAGUCCGCAGGACGGCGAGGCGCUGCUGCUGCCGGAGCCGCUAGCAGCAGCAGCAGCAGCAGCAGCAGCAGCAGCAAGCUGCAGCGCAGCAGCGGCGGAGGAGGCCUCCAGCGAGCCGCCCAGGGCCCACGGCGGGACGCCCAGCCUCUGCAGGCAGCAGCUCGAAGAGGACUGCAGCAGCAGCAGCAGCGCAAUCAAUGAAGUCCAAGAAGAUGCAGAGUUGCUGCAGACUCCCGAGUCUUUGCUGACGCCGCAGCAGCAGCAGCAGCAGCAGCAGCAGCGGUGGGCGGGGGCUGUGGAGGCUGUGGAGGCUGUGGCUGCGGCGUGCCGCGGUGGCUCUGGCUGCAGCCACCUCCAGCACAGCAGCCUGCUGCUGCAGCAGCAGCUGCAGCAGCAGCAGCAGCAGCAGCAUCACCGCCACCACCACGUGCACCACCGAGAGCCGCCGGAGAAGGAAAACUGCACACAAGCUGCAUGCAGAGGCCGCCACAGCCUCAGCGCGCGCAGCAGCAGAUGGGCAGCAGCAGCAGCGCCUGGAGCAGCAGCAGCAGCUCCUGGGGCCGCAGCAGCAGCAGCAGCAGCUUGCAGCCGCUGGCGGAAGCCGCCCUUGGCCAAGGGCCUGAGCCCCAAGCCGGAGGGCGCCGCCGCCGCCACUGCCACGACCACUGCUGCUGCUGCUGCUGCUGCUGCUGCUGCUGCUGCUGGGGGCGAUCUGCAUGCGCGGUUCUUCAUCUCCUGCAGCAGGCCGUGGGAGAACUCCUCAGCGAGCCUGAGAGACCGAGACCUGCAGCUGCGGAAGCUGCAGCACCUGCAGCGCCUGCAGCAGCUGGAGAAGGACGAGCUGCUGCGGCGGCAGCUGGCGCUGGACGAAAUGGCUGCUGCGCUGCCCCGGGCAGCGCAGCAGCUGGUGCACGCAGAAGCAGCAGCAGCAGCAGCAGCAGCAGCAGCAGCAGCAGCAGCAGGCAAGGAGGGCGCUCGCGGCUGCGGGGCCAGCAGCAGCCACGGCGCGCAGCGAAAGGGACUCUACCGAGAAGCAGACAAGCGGCUGCGGACGGACCCCGUGAGCCGGGGGCGCUACUUCAGAGAAAAGUGGAAAAGCGACAAGUUUUUGGAGCAGCAGCAGCACCCCGCGUUUGACGUGAAGGCCUACGAUGCGUGGCUGCGAAGCAGGGGCCACCUGAUAAGGGGGCGGGCGCUGCAGCUGCAGCAGGAGGAGCAAAGGCUCCUCUCGCAGCUGCAGCUGCAGCAGCAGCAGCAGCAGCAGCAGCAGCAGCGGCGGGGCGGGCGCCCGCGGCGAUGGGGGCCGUGA